AAUGAAAUAGUUCAGGUCCAAUCAGUGGUAAACCAUCACAAUGGAGCGGGUCUCUGCACUAGCACUGUGUUUGUUGUUGUCAUUGUGCUCUGCCACAAGCCCCCCAAAGAUCCCCUUCCCCAUCUUAACCCCUUUAAACUGCAAUGAAACAAACCCACUGGUUGGCCUAGCAACAGACCUGAUCAAUGAAGACCAGGAAAAAGGAUUUCUCUUAAAGCCUUUUCGCACUAGGUCCAUUUUUGAACAGAAGGUCCAGAAAAUACCUGGUGCCUCUCUCUAUUAUAUAGACUUUGAUGCCAAGGAGACGGGGUGUUCUGUUUUAAGUAGGAAAAAGUGGAAAGACUGUGAUAAAGAAAGAUCAUUUCAUGAAGAGGUGGCUGGGGAAUGCAAAUCUAUCAUGUACAUGAGCAAGCCAUGGAGAAUACUGAAAAUAUUGUCUUACAACUGCACGUUGGGUACAGUUCCUUCCAAUAAAAUUGUUACAAGUUGCCCUGACUGUCCCGUAUCUGUAAGGGAUAUAUCUCCGAGCAUAAAAGCAAAAGCUGAACAAAUGGUGGCAACAUUCAAUCAAGAGAGCAACCAGACCAAUCUUUUCAAACUGGAUGACAUAGAAAGAGUGAGCACACAGUGGAUGUUUGGACAGUCUUUCUUCAUCCUUUUCACCAUAAAGGAAACUGAAGUUUUGAAAACACAGAAAGAUGCUGUCCCGGACAACCGCAAGCCUCUCAGUGAUAGCAAAGCUCAUGUUGGCUUUUGCACAGGUAGUGCAUAUCAUACACCUGAGAAAGUUGAACAAUAUUCUGUGUCCUGUGAAAUCUAUGACCCAAGGGAUGAUGAUCACCAUCAUCAUCACCACGGACAUGGCUCUUGUGACCAUGGAAAGGAAGGCGCCCAGGUGGAGAAAUCAAAAGAUAAUGCUGGACACAGUGAAGCAGGGGCAGAACAGGUAGUACAAGGUGAGGCAGGACACGAACAAGGACAAGGACAAAGCAAGGAUUUGCCUAAAAAAUGUGAACUUGGAAAAGGCAAGGAUUGUGGACAACACAGAGGUCACCAACAUAACUGCCAUCCUGGUCACCACCACGACCACCAAAGCCAUUCUCACCCACAUGAUCCAGCUCACCACCAUCAUCAUCAUGACCAUCACAACCAUACAGCAGAUGAACAUGGUUCUUCAUCAGAAGAAAACACUAAUAAGCAACAUUUUAAGAGAACGAAGGGAUUCGUUCAAGUUUACUAUCUUGAUGAGGAAAAUUUAAGUCCACCAGUCCCAACCAUAGUUCGACUGCCUGGACCAAGAAAGAAUAGUCCUGUGGUUGCUGAUUUCCCCAAUAAAGCAUCACCUGUACAAACAUGUCCCAGCGAACCAUAUUGAGACUUAUCACCAAAUAAUAAAGGCUCGUUAUUUGCACAAAACUGCAAUUAUAUAGAGUAUGGUUUGAAAAAUAAAGAAUAAACAUAACUCUUGGUACAUAAAA
Messenger RNA from Rana temporaria (common frog), 1478 nucleotides. Its product is annotated as fetuin-B-like. Bases 41 to 1375 code for a protein of 444 amino acids. Gene Ontology annotation, biological process: negative regulation of endopeptidase activity. Gene Ontology annotation, cellular component: extracellular region. The transcript has 7 exons. The record is from RefSeq and is a predicted model, not a curated record. NCBI's taxonomy places the organism in Eukaryota, Metazoa, Chordata, Amphibia, Anura, Ranidae. Gene Ontology annotation, molecular function: cysteine-type endopeptidase inhibitor activity.